Messenger RNA from Cryptomeria japonica (Japanese cedar), 1771 nucleotides. RefSeq lists its product as uncharacterized. The transcript has 3 exons. The record is from RefSeq and is a predicted model, not a curated record. NCBI's taxonomy places the organism in Eukaryota, Viridiplantae, Streptophyta, Pinopsida, Cupressales, Cupressaceae. Bases 707 to 1411 code for a protein of 234 amino acids.
ACAACUAAAAUAAUAGAAAAUUUAUACAUUCUGAAAGAAAGAUCACAAAUUCAAAUCCUCAGCCAAAUUGAUGUCUCGAAGCCUUGCAUUUGAAAUCCUAGUACGAGAAAAACGAUAAGCCACAAAGAGACCACAAUUGCAGCAGAAACAGCGGUGAAGCAGUUGCAGAACAAGCUCAAUGGAUUCUGCAACAGUUAAAAAUUAGCUCAUAGAUUCUUAUCUCUGUUGGAAGUCUUUGAAUAGAUCAUCCUACAAACCUGGAAAACCACCUGGAAAACCACAAAUCUGUCUUUGUCUUGUACACCUCGUCCACUCCUUUUGUUGUUAUGCACGUUGAAAAGUGUGGGAAGGCGAAGCAAAUAAUAAAGCAGAAAGGUGGUCACGGGGGUCCUACGCGCAAGCCCUGUGAUUAACACGCAAAGACACAAUAUCUAAGGCGGUGGAAAAUACAGGUGGGUUAUCAAUUGUUUUGGCGGCACUCACGGCGGUGAAUGCUCAGCCCGGGAAGACGUGUUCAAAUAAUGCUGUCCCCAAAAUCUGUCAAUCACCCACAAAUAUCAAUUAUAUCCGCAUCCAACCACAUGGGGGGCAAGUGGUUUCAUAAUUUAUUGAGAUUCACGCUAUCUGAAGUUGCAUAAGCAGAAAGUUCAGCUUUUUUAAUGCCCACAAGACGACUGGAACAUUCUGGUAUUGUGCUUAGGGUUCCAUGUCCAGUUACGGCGGCGGCGGCGGCGACGGGGAGGAGAGCUGGGAGGUGGUGCAUCCGCCGCACAGCUUUUCUCCCGCAUAUGAUGAUGAAGGUCUCGAGAUCGAUUCUGGUGGGUUGAUUGAUCCCAAUUAUUUUGCCCACCCGGAGCGGAUUCCCCUUCCUACGGCCGUGGAGAGGGAGGAAGAGGAGGAGUUGAUGUCUCCGGUUCAAAGCUCUCCAGAAUGGGUUGAUCCUGGCACGCCGCGGGACGCUGAAGAGGAAAGUGUGGACGAAUCUAGGUCUUCGGAGGAGGAAGGGCUUGUGGUGGAAGAGGUGGAAGAUAGGGUUUUGGAAGGGAUAGCGGAAUCGAACUCGGGACCUGUUGAACCUUACUGCAGCUUUACUGAAUGGUGGAGAGCUCCCGUGGAUGUCUGGAAGACUAAAGUCAGCCAUGUGGGGACGCUUUGGUCGAUUGCUAUGGUGGCCGCCGUUAUGGGGUUUGUUAUACUUGGGCGAAGAUGGUACCGCGUUAGGAGCCAGAACAAGAAGCUUGGAAUUCAGGUUAACGCCGAUGAUAAGAGAAUCACUCAACUGAUGUUCCAAGCUGUUCGUUUGAACGAGGCAUUCUAUGCUGUGAGAAGGAUUCCAGUUGUUAAAGCUCAGAGCUUGGGCUUUCCUUUGAGGGCAGGUAGAUACAGCCGCUUGUGGGUUGGAGCUGAAUGAAUCCACCUGAUUAGACUGAGAUUUUCUUGGCAUGUUGUAAAAAUAUACAUAAUACUAGAACUUGGUAGUCUUACACUAUGAAAUUUUUUAUUUACAAAUGAGUACUGAUCGUGCAUGUCAUUAUCAGAAGUCCACAGUCUAUGUCUUAUGCACUGUAUGCUUCUUCCAUCUUCAUCAUUUCUUCUGGUGAAUGUAAAAAAAAUUUAUUUUGGCGUCACGUCUUAAAGCUGCUUUGGGAGGGAGUUGAAUAUUUUUGUUUAUCGAGGAUAUUAUUGUAAAAUUAUGGUACAUUGGGACUACUGGUAAUUGCCAAAUCAAACAAACAAGCCAGAUAUAGGAUGUGAUUGAAAUUGACGCUCA